Messenger RNA from Cucurbita moschata (crookneck pumpkin), 1927 nucleotides. RefSeq names its product translation initiation factor IF-2. NCBI's taxonomy places the organism in Eukaryota, Viridiplantae, Streptophyta, Magnoliopsida, Cucurbitales, Cucurbitaceae. The coding region runs from base 213 to 1667 and encodes 484 amino acids. The transcript is spliced from 4 exons. The record is from RefSeq and is a predicted model, not a curated record.
GUUUGUAAUCUAUGUACCAUGGUUUUCCCCACCUUAGCGCCCUAAUUACGAACAUGGAGAGUUUUUUGUUGGCGGAGGAGACCCCUGAGCUUUAAACGGAUGUCACUACCGGCGCUGCUAAAUCCUGAUCUUAAACCCUUUUUCUGCUCACCGCCGUUUCACUUCAUCAACCAGUCUUCAAACCUGUUCCUUCCCAUUUUCUCGCAGCAUAAAUGAGUAGAUCAAUCGGAAGAAAGGUUCCAGGUCUUUCUUUUCUAUCCAAUGCCAACAAACUAGGCUUUGUACCAUUUUCUUCUUCUUCUUCUUCUUCUUCAGGUGGUCAUGGCCGAGGUCGAGGUCGAGGUGGCUCUCCCACUCAUGGUGGACCCUUUGAUUUCUCUUCUCGAGUUCCGGGUCAGGAAGAUUCAAAUGAGUCUAAACAUGAAUCUGUAGAUUCUCGUGGUACUUCUGGGCUUGGACAUGGCCAUGGUAAACCUAGUCCUUCCUCCUCAAUUCUUCCGUCUCUCUCUUCCUUUACGCCCUCUGUUAAGUCAUCGUUUGCUGGUCGAGGAAGAGGUGAUGGUUCACAACCGAUUCGGUCCCCUCCUGAAUCGCGUUCAUCGAACGAGUCGGAUUCGGAGCGUACGAAACCUGUGUUUUUCUCGAAGGAUAAUGCGGGCGACUCAGCUGGAAGUGCCCGACCUGGUGCGUUAGACAGGGAUGUGGGGGAGAGACAUUUGCCUGAUAGUUUCCUUUCUGUGUUAUCCGGCGCUGGACGAGGAAAGCCCAUGAAGCAACCUGUCCCGGAAGCUCAACCAAAGCAGGAGAAUCGUCACCUCAGACCUAGACAAGAGGCGGGUGGCCGUGGAGGUUAUGGGCCUGGAAGGGGUAGUGGCGGCGGCCCUAGAAUUAGCCGUGAUGAAUCUGUGAGGAACACAGGUAGGAUGAUGCCAAGAGGCGGGCCUGAUGGUGAAGAUGGUGGAGGUAGAGGGAGAGGCGGAUUCCGGGGCAGAGGAGGAAGGUUCAGAGGGAGAGGAAGGGGAGCAUUUAGAACUGGGGAGAGAGGGCAGAGAGGAAGGGGUCAAGAUAUGGAGGAUGGAUAUGCAUCAGGGCUUUACUUAGGCGACAAUGCAGAUGGUGAGAAGCUAGCAAAGAGGAUUGGUACUGAACAUAUGAACCAACUGGUUGAAGGGUUUGAAGAGAUGAGUGGUAGAGUGCUGCCUUCGCCACUGGAGGAAGGGUAUGUGGAGGCGAUGGAUACGAAUUAUAUGAUAGAGUGUGAGCCGGAGUACUUGAUGGGAGAUUUUGAAAGUAACCCUGAUAUUGAUGAGAACCCACCUAUUCCUCUUCGGGAUGCACUUGAGAAAAUGAAACCUUUCUUAAUGGCGUACGAAGGCAUCCAAAGCCACGAAGAGUGGGAGGAAAUUGUGGAAGAAACCAUGCAGAGGGUUCCGUUGCUGAAGGAGAUAGUUGACUCGUACAGUGGACCAGAUAGAGUAACUGCAAAGCAGCAACAAGGGGAGCUGGAAAGAGUUGCAAAAACACUUCCACAAAGUGCACCUAAUUCCGUAAAGAAGUUCACCAAUCGUGCAGUUCUUUCUUUGCAGAGCAACCCAGGGUGGGGAUUUGACAAGAAAUGCCAGUUCAUGGACAAGCUUGUGAGGGAGUUCUCCCAGCGAUACCAGUAGAGGAGGGAGGGUACCAUGAAGGACAUCAGCUACUACUUAUUAACUGGGUUUAUUACAUGUUUUAAUUUGAGGUCAUGAGAUAUUAGAAAUUUUAGCCCUUUCUGAUGUGCGAGAGAGGAUGCUUUUUUAUAGUCUAUAAUCUUGUUGCUGCAAGAGUUGUAUGAUUGCAGCAUUGUUGAAGAAUUGGUUCACAAUAAUGGGUGUUUCUUUUAAAUCAACAUGCUGCCCUCUGAAUUUUCCUUUUAAUCAUCAUCAUCAUC